CUAAAACCGACUCGUCUUUUAUCCUGAUACGAUAGUAUAGAUCGGACCCUCUAUUUGCAACCCGUCACUGGUUAAACAACAAGAAUACUGCACAAGCAAAGUUCCGAGAACCUGCGCGAUAUAUAUGAAUAGGAUAUCUAUCCAGGCUUCUUGAACAAACUAUAAAAAAAUUGGUCUCUUUCUUCCAACUCCUUGAUCUUGCCAUGCUUUCUUGAGCUUGCUCGGAUAGCUAUUCGUACGGCAACAUAUCUCGUAUAUCGGAACUCCCCACUGGACUCAUUAGCUCUUUUGAUUUAUUCCUCACCUCUUGCGUUGCUCCAAUUCCAGUCCGUGAACUUCGACUCCGAGCAUUGCUUGCCAGGUGCAAGGCUCAUUCCUUUAUUCUAGCCUGGUCCGUGAGCGAUCUCUUUUUUUGAUCGGGCAUCACAUCAGUUUAUUGCCUAAACCCUACCAAAAAAGGCACACACACGUCAUCUGAUUCCUCGAAAUCUGCAUUUAAGAAGAAAACCACCAGCGUUCGAAGUGCUCUAUCUCCGUGGGACGCCAAUACUAUUCAGAAAACUCUUUCUAUUCUGCACACAACGACUAACGACCAACGAACUUCGGAACAAAAGCUUUCUCCAGACGGCGAGGAGAGCACAACAAUGGAGUACAGGCAGCGAGGAUCCCUAUACCUUCCUCAAUCAACAAUCGAUUCUCAAUCCUCACGAAUAUCCAUCGGUGCUCUGCUAAAUCCAUCCCGGCAAACCUCCGACUCCUCUUCCCUCCCUCCAACAUCUCCCCGCCCGCACGAUUCUUACCACUACUACCAUCGACAACAACACCAAAACCAAAACCAACACUACCCAGAGUCUUAUGGACAAUCGCAUUACACCUCAACCCAAAAUCCCACUAGUAGCCACCCAUCCAUAGAAAGUCAAGCGGGAGUAUAUUCAGAUUCCCAUCAGGCCCCGCACUCCGUUUCCGCGAAUUCUUCUCCGGGACUCUACCCGAGAGAGCGCUUUCCAUCCGUUUCAAGCGGCUCGUCCGCAAUUGUCGAAAGGCGGCGUGCGCCGCGACCGAAAUAUGACGAAGAAGAAAUGUACUUCAUCUGGUACCAUCGUGUCGAUCUACACCAGGAGUGGAAGGAAGUGCGUGAAAGCUUUAACGCCCAGUUCCCUAAUCGCCAACGGAGGGGGUUCCAGGGUAUCCAGUGUAAAUACUACAGAUUCAUCAAGGAAAAGAACUGCCCGACACUACGAGAGCAACGCCGCAGACGGAGCGGCGGCAACACCGGCGAAAACGGCAGUGAAAACAUCAGCAGUGGGAGUGACGCGAAUUCAAGAAACGAUUUCCAUGAGGAUUUACCGCAAUAUGGGGUUAUUAAGUGGACGGAAGUCAGGUUUCCGUGGAUGAAGGAAUGGCAUACUACGCAGUCAUGAAGCUUAUUUAUUUUAUUUUAGCAUUUCCCUUUUCUUUGUUUCUAUUUUCUAAGAUUAUAGGCUGUCUACGCUUUCUGGCAAUCACAUAUAUAUCCUGGACACUUUGCUUCCAGUUAUGACAUCGAGUUUUAUAUUUUAUUGCUGCACGACUUUGUUUAACUGGCUGUUUUGAAGCCCUUCGUCUUCCCCUCCCCCCCCUUUUUUUCAUUUUAUGUCUGAACAACUAACAUUAUUGCCAUUACCGGCAUUACGACUCUCUCGACUUUAAACGGAUAUGCCUUUUUGUUUGGGUUUUCUCUACUUACUGGGGUGGGAAUGACUCGGGACCGGUACCAGGAUGCAAUCUAUUCAGGUGAAUCGU
Histoplasma capsulatum G186AR is the source of this 1782-nucleotide messenger RNA. RefSeq lists its product as uncharacterized. The coding region runs from base 645 to 1421 and encodes 258 amino acids. The record is from RefSeq and is a predicted model, not a curated record. NCBI's taxonomy places the organism in Eukaryota, Fungi, Ascomycota, Eurotiomycetes, Onygenales, Ajellomycetaceae. The transcript has a single exon.